Molecule: messenger RNA, 1694 nt
Organism: Colletotrichum destructivum
Lineage: Eukaryota; Fungi; Ascomycota; Sordariomycetes; Glomerellales; Glomerellaceae
Product: Putative NAD-dependent epimerase/dehydratase, NAD(P)-binding domain superfamily
Exons: 1
Coding region: 590-1693 (367 amino acids)
Molecular function (GO): dTDP-glucose 4,6-dehydratase activity
Source: RefSeq, a predicted model, not a curated record
CAUAACAACUUAGCGUCCAAAUGUGCUCUCAACCGGAUAAGAGAUCUUCCACAAGGACAUUGUACCGUUUAACUCCGACAGAUCGCUGCCUACUUCUUCGUCGCAACCUAGGUCGAGAUAUCCGGACUUGACUCCUCAGUCUGCAACGAUUGUCCCGGGCUGGAGAGGGUAAGAGGGAGCGUGAGUCGGUUUCUUGCAAUGGUCGACGACGCCCAGCGACCAUGAAGACUAUCUGAUGAACGUAAAUCUCCACCCAUAUAUAUCAGCUUGUCUCGAAAACCUUUGUUUCCAAUAUGUGUUGCCUCUCGGCAUUUGAUCCAGUGCCGACCCUCUUGGUACCUGGAACCCGUCGCGUUUGCUACUUCACGAUGCCGAAUGGGGAAACGAGGAGAGACAUUGCCAGAGCUAGUCUCGCGCCUCUCCCGCUUGGCGUCCCAACGGCCAGUGACUCACUCACUCAUGCCAUGACUAACAAGAAACACGCACGACUAACAAGCCAGACUUAACUCACCGAUCGAUAUACUCAAUCAAUUCUCCGACAGCCUUGACUCUCUCUUUUUACACCCCGACCAGCAAACCGCCACCGGCCAUGGGCUCUCCACUCUAUACCGUCCUCGUCACCGGCUCCGCCGGCCACCUCGGCGCCGCUCUGAUGCUCUCCCUCCCCUCCCUCGGCCACGUUCCGCUCGGCAUCGACAUCCUCCCCUCUCCGACAACAACCGUCGUCGGCUCCAUCACCGACCGCGCCCUCAUCGCCUCACUCCUCGCCCGGAACCCGUCCAUAGCCCACAUCGUCCACGCCGCGACCCUGCACAAGCCGCACGUCGACUCGCACCCGCACUCCGCCUUUGUCGACACCAACGUCACCGGUACCCUCGUCCUCCUCGAAGAGGCAACCGCCGCCGCCGCCGCCGCCCCCCUGCUUCCUCGACGACGCAUCGCCUCCUUCGUCUUCAUCUCGACGACCUCGGCCUUUGGCGGCGCCCUAUCCCCGCGCCCUGGCCGACCCGCUGCCUGGAUCGACGAGUCUGUAGCCCCCGUCCCGAAAAAUAUCUACGGCGUGACCAAGUGCGCCGCCGAGGACCUCUGCGCCCUCGCCCACCGCCAGUCGUCCCUGCCCGUGCUCGUCCUCCGCACCGCGCGCUUCUUCCCCGAGGCCGACGACGACGCCGACCGCCGUGCCGCCCUACCCGACGACGCGAACCUCAAGGUCUGCGAGCUGGCCUACCGCAGGGCCGACAUCGCCGACGUUGUCUCCGCCGUGGUGUGCGCCAUGGACAGGGCGGCCGACGUCGGGUUCGGGAAAUACAUCGUUUCCGCCCCGCCCCCGUUUUCCCAGCCCGCCAUCCACGACGAUGACGACGACGACGACGACGACGACGACGACAGGAACGGGAAGGUCGUGAAGACACAGCUCCUGCGGCGCCUGGACGAGGAUGCGGGUGCGGCGCUACGGGAGGCCGUGCCCGGGUGCGCGGCCGUGUUUGAGAAGCUUGGAUGGGGGUUCCUCGGGCGGUUGGACCGGGUGUACGACUCCUCCAAGGCGGUCAGGGAGCUUGGGUGGAAACCCGAGUGGACUUUUGAAAAGGUCGUCGAGAGGCUGGCAAGGGGGGAGGACUGGAGGAGCGAGCUGACGCACAGGGUCGGGAAGAAGGGGUACCAUGCCGUGCCAACGGGCGUGUACACGUCGUGAG